CCCCCCUCAAGUCGGAUCACUCAUUACCCACCCCCUCUUCCAAAAACAAAUGUCUGUACCCUCCUUCUCUGUUUCCCUGCUGCAGACAGAAGUCAUCUCAUGUGCAGAGAGACCAGAUGUUUCAGUGAGCUUAUAGGUAAAUUAAAAACAUUAGAAGAAAAACACUGCAGGCGAUUGAGGCAAACCAUUGACUAACAUAGAAAACAAGAAUGGACACCUGGACUUUUACAAAAUUCCUUCCUGCAUAUCGUUGCCUUCUCUUCGGUCUGCUAUAUUUGUAUUGGUCUAAUGGAGCUACAGGACAGAACAUGCAAGAGCGGGACGGUGUGUGCAACGCAGAGGGAUGCUACUCUAUUCACCUCCAGCGCAAGACUUUCCGUGAGUCCUGGAGGAUCUGCAAGGAUAAAGGGGGAAACCUGGCAACGGUUAAACGACCGGAGGAGGCAUCCUUGAUCCACGAGUUGCUAUCAUCAGGGGUAAGACGUGCCCCUCGACCCAGAAUCAGGCUGUGGAUCGGUCUCCAGCGCCAGCCUCGGCAGUGCUCGGCCACACGUCCUUUGAGGGGCUUCACCUGGAUCACCGGAGACCAGGAAACGCAGUACACAAACUGGCAACGGGAUGACGUGUCCAACGCGUGUGCUGCCCACCGCUGUGUGGUCAUUACUUACAACACCGCUGACAGAAGUGGCAGUGACCAGAACAACUUCAAAUGGCUGGACGGCUCUUGCACAGUGGCUGUGGAUGGUUUCCUCUGCCGUUAUUCUUACCAAGGCAUGUGCCCGGCUCUUCAGAAAGAGGGAGGGGGACCUGCACUGUACACCACCCCAUUUCACAUGGUCAGCACUGUUCUUACCCACAUCCCGUUCGGAACUGUGGCCACCGUCCCGUGUCCUGAUGGUGAGAAGGAAGACCAGUCGGUGCUUUGCAUGCUGAGGGAAGAUGGGAGUGUUGGGUGGUCUAAGGAUGCCCCGCUCUGCACCGACAUUGUUUCAAAAGAUUGGUGUGAACAUGAAAACGGUGGCUGCGAGCAUUACUGCGUAAACACGGAUAAACAUUACUUCUGCGAGUGCUCUGAGAAUUACGAGCUGGUAGAGGAUGGUAAGUCCUGCCAGCAUUCUGACCCUUGCCAAACUGCAAACUGUGAAUUUGAGUGCGAGGUCACUCCUCAGGGUCAACGGUGCAAGUGUCCUGAGGGUUUCCUCCUGUCGGAUGACGGUCAGAACUGUCUUGAUAUAGACGAGUGCUUGCAGCAACCAUGCCCGCAGGUAUGCGUCAACACCCUUGGUACAUUCGAGUGUUUGUGCAAUGACGGCUAUCUUCCCACUGAGUUUGGAGAAUGUCUGGAUGUGGAUGAAUGCAUGGAGGGAAAGUGUGAUCAUUUGUGCGAGAACCUGCCCGGUUCCUACGUGUGCAGCUGUCAUGAGGGAUUCUCUUCGAAUGGUGAAGAUCCGGAUCAGUGUGAAGAUGCCGACGAGUGUGAAAUUCCAAACAUUUGCCAUCAGAUUUGCAGAAAUUUGGAAGGUGGAUUCGAGUGCCUUUGUGAGGACGGCUAUCUGUUGCAGGAGGACCGGUACAACUGUUGGCCAAUCGAAGAUGAUGUCGAACACCUGACCACUGUAUCGGCCGAUGCGACAUUAAACGAACCCUCUGAACUAGUAACAGAUGCCAGUCCUCCGGAGUGGUUAACAGAUUCUCCAAGCAUAGAUUGGGUUCCUACUUAUUUAAACUGGUUUGCAGAGACAGAACAGGAAAGAGAUAUGACCACCCAGGAAGCUGAUUUAUCUGAAGAAGCAUCCUCCAAAUCACAUUCAUCUCAUAUUUGGAUGGACACGACAACUUCUGCACAUGCUGAUUCAAAUGACGAGGAUGCUAAACUGUGGUUGAAUGAGGAGGAAAUGAAUCCCAAUGGUGAUACAACAGAUGCAAGGACCUUUGAGGACAACAGACUCAUCGCUUCAACUCCAAAACCAAAGAAUAGAGAUUUUGUUGUGCUCACCCCAGCAGCAUCACAAACACCUGAGGGUACGCUGGCAUCAGCAUCAGGGACGGAACAGCAGAAGAAGCAUGAUAAAAGCUGGCUGCUUGUGGCACUGCUAGUGCCCCUCUGCGUCUUUAUUGUGGUCAUGUUGGCACUAGCCAUUGUUUAUUGCACCAGCUGUGCUGUAGAGCCCCGGAACAAAAGCGUAACAGACUGUUACCGCUGGGCCACCACCUCCAAGCCAGAAAAGCCAAACACUGCAAAAUCUCGAGCUUGAGUGAUGAAUUAUCAUGACUUUGUCAAGCAGAAGUGACUCUGGACUUUGUCAAGCUGUUUUCACUUCGGCAUUCUGUAGGAUACUGUGGAACACAAAGAAUGACUUUAUUUUCAAAUGCAAGUUGAGCAGUAACCGUAAAUGGCAAAAUAGUAGUGUAAAUAGAAAUGUGCAACAGAGAUUUUGUGGAAAGUGAGACAAAAUUUUGCAUGCAACUCCGUUUCAUAUGAUGAAGCCUUCAACUAGAAAAAAAUGAAGUCACACAUGUUAUGUAGCAGCACCCCCAACAGUAAAGUAUGUUACUAAAUCUGUUUAUGAACUAUCUUUUGUCAUUUAUAUUAGACACACUUCUUAAUUUAAUGCAUCUCUUACUUAUCACUUCAUAAUACUUUACCAAAAUUGUCGUAUCAUUAGUUUAAAGAAAAUAUAACAGUAAUGGUUGCAGCAAACAAAAUCACUAUGUUUUUUGUUAAGCAACAAUUCUUGUUUUUCCAAAAAAGUAAUUGUAGGUAAUUGUUGCUCUCUGUCUCUGUCUCAUUGAUUUAACUUUCAGCAUACGUUCAGCGAUUGCAGUUAAGCCUUUUUGUGUUGUACAGUCACAGUUACAUCAGUAGUUGUCGCUGUCUGACAUUUCAGAUAUUUUAGGCUUUUUAACGAUCAAAUUUUUUUUAACAAAUUAUUAAAAUAUGUUUUAAUAAAGGCUUAACUUUUAACAAAAUUUUCUUUUCUAAAGGUUUGUUGUUUC
This is a messenger RNA of Triplophysa dalaica, 2997 nucleotides long. It is a transcript of the gene cd248b, whose product is annotated as CD248 molecule, endosialin b. The record is from RefSeq and is a predicted model, not a curated record. Gene Ontology annotation, cellular component: extracellular matrix; external side of plasma membrane. Gene Ontology annotation, biological process: cell migration. The coding region runs from base 210 to 2255 and encodes 681 amino acids. Gene Ontology annotation, molecular function: calcium ion binding; extracellular matrix binding; extracellular matrix protein binding. The transcript has a single exon. NCBI's taxonomy places the organism in Eukaryota, Metazoa, Chordata, Actinopteri, Cypriniformes, Nemacheilidae.